AUUACACUAGUUAUCUGGGCAGUGAUUCGAAUCGGUCCCAAUGGUUGUGACAGUAUGGAGUUCCAUGAGAGUGGCUUGUUGCGGUUUAAGCAAGUUUCUGACAUGGGCGUUAUACAUCCAUUAUAUAAAAGCACUGUAGGAGGUAGACGUAAUGAAGAUUUGGUGAUCACUGGAAAUAAUCAGCCUAUUGUAUUUCAGCAAGGAACAACCAAGCUUAGUGUGGAAAAAGACAAAACAUCUAUUACCAGUGAUAUUGGCAUGGAAUUUGUUGACCCACGGACACAAAAUACCUUGUUCAGCACGGACUAUGAAACUCAUGAGUUUCAUCUGCCAAAUGGAGUUAAAAUCUUGAAUGUACAAAAGGCCUCUACAGAGAGGAUUACCAGCAAUGCAACCAGUGAUCUAAACAUAAAGGUUGACGGGCGUGCUAUUGUCCGUGGAAAUGAAGGUGUUUUCAUCACAGGCAAGACCAUUGAGUUUCGAAUGGGGGGUAACAUGGAACUUAAAGCAGAAAACAGUAUUAUCCUGAACGGAACUGUGAUGGUCAGCCCAUUGCGACUGCCAAGUUCUUCUUACGGGGAACAGUUUAAUAACGGCAACUGGCUGCGUUUCAAGCUCUGUAUGUGUGCGGAUGGGACACUAUUCAAGGUUCAGGUGACUGGUUAUAACAUGGGUUGUCAGACUUCUGUCAAUCCGUGUGGAGCCACGCACUAAACCACAAACCACUACUGGGAGAGUUCUCUUUUGUGUUUACAUAUAUUUGUAUGAAGUAAUUGCAUGCCUUCAAGGAUUUCUGUUUUUACAGCAGUUUAUACUAACAUUUAUUACAUAAUAUUUUUAAGCAAAGGCUGAUAAUGUUCAGCGGUAUUAUGUCAUCAUCCUGUUAGCUGUAAUAGUGGCACUGCUUUAGUAAGCUUUAAGUCUACUGAAGUACUUUCCUCAGUUGGGAUCUGUAGAACAU
This is a messenger RNA of Balearica regulorum gibbericeps (East African grey crowned-crane), 961 nucleotides long. The record is from RefSeq and is a predicted model, not a curated record. Lineage: Eukaryota; Metazoa; Chordata; Aves; Gruiformes; Gruidae.